Acanthosepion pharaonis is the source of this 861-nucleotide messenger RNA. The record is from the annotation of a GenBank genome assembly. NCBI's taxonomy places the organism in Eukaryota, Metazoa, Mollusca, Cephalopoda, Sepiida, Sepiidae.
AUGGGCAGAUCUCCGAAAUGUCGCUACACGGGAGGACAGACUUGUACUAGCUUUAUUUCUUACAUCAGUUCUAGACAAAUUUCUUCAUAUCUAUCUAUCUAUCUAUCUAUCUAUCUAUCUAUCUAUCUAUCUAUCUAUCUAUCUAUCUCUCUCUCUCUCUCUCUAUAUAUAUAUAUAUAUAUAUAUAUAUAUAUAUAUAUAUUCAUACUUAUUUAUUCAUCCCAGUUUCUUCAUAUCUAUCUAUCUAUCUAUCUAUCUAUCUAUCUAUCUAUCUAUCUAUCUAUCUAUCUAUCUAUCUCUUCAUACCUAUUGAUUUAUCUGUUUCUUAAUAUCUAUCUAUCUAUGUAUCUAUCUAUCCCUCUAUCUCUCUCUCUCUCUCUCUAUAUAUAUAUAUAUAUAUAUAUAUAUAUAUAUAUUAUAUUCAUACUUAUUUAUUCAUUCAUCCCAGUUUCUUCAUAUCUAUCUAUCUAUCUAGCUAUCUCUUCAUACCUAUUGAUUUAUCUGUUUCUUAAUAUCUAUCUAUCUAUCUAUCUAUCUAUCUAUCUAUCUAUCUAUCUAUCUAUCUAUCUCUAUAUAUAUAUAUAUACUUAUUUAUUCAUCCCAGUUUCUUCAUAUCUAUCUAUCUAUACAUAUUUAUUUAUCUCCGAUUCUACAUAUUUAUAUACCUAUCUAUUUAUUUAUUUAUCUCAGUUUCUUCAUAUCUAUCUAUCUAUCUAUCUAUCUAUCUAUCUAUCUAUCUAUCUCCGAUUCUUCAUAUCUAUAUACCUAUCUAGCUAUUUAUUUAUCUCAGUUUCUUCAUAUCUAUCUAUCUAUCUAUCUAUCUAUCUAUCUAUAUCUAUCUAUCUAUCUAUCUAUCGAUAG